AUGCGCUUCACACCCCUCCUCUCCACCAUCUUCUUCACCAGCGCGGUCUUCGCCGCAACAACCACCUCCAACCCCCAAGACGACGUUGCAAGCAUCCUCGAAGCCCUCCGCGAGGUCAACCCCGAAGAUGCCGAAGCCGCCGCAUCCGCCAUGAAAAUCAAGCUGCGCCGUCGCGACCCCGUGCCGCAGGUCGCCGGUGGUGCUGAUCUGAACUCCAUUCUCGCUGAAUUGGCGAAGAACAACCCCGAGGAUGCGCAGGCUGCGCAGGCGGGUAUGAAGAGACAGGUCGCAGCGGGAACUGACUUGAACGCCAUUUUGGCCGAGUUGGCGAAGAACAACCCUGAAGACGCGCAGGUGGCCAAGGCGGGCAUGAAGAGUAAGAGACAGCUUGCGGCGGGAACUGAUUUGAACGCUGUUCUGGCCGAGCUGGCGAAGAAUAACCCCGAGGAUGCGCAGGCGGCUAAGCAGGCGAUGAAGAGGCAGAUUGCGGCGGGUGGGGAUUUGGAUAGUGUUCUUGCGGCGUUGGAGGCGAAUAACCCGGAGGAUGCGCAGGCGGCGAAGGCGGGGAUGGGGUCGGCUUAG
Parastagonospora nodorum SN15 is the source of this 582-nucleotide messenger RNA. RefSeq lists its product as hypothetical. The coding region runs from base 1 to 582 and encodes 193 amino acids. The transcript has 2 exons. The record is from RefSeq and is a predicted model, not a curated record. Lineage: Eukaryota; Fungi; Ascomycota; Dothideomycetes; Pleosporales; Phaeosphaeriaceae.